CUGUGGUCUACGGCACCCUAGGCAUGUCGAUGGAAGUUGCCACUUCGACAUGCAAUUCAACGAUUUCCAUCUGAUCUGACUCAAACCCUCACUCCUCGAUGUCCUCUAUUUUGCCUGUUGACUGCACUCUUCCAUCUCUGUUUGGGACUAAGCACUGCUCAGUUUGGGGACAUUAGUCUUCAUUCCACGCGCAGAUGUCCGCGUCCUGACGUAGUCUCAUCGCCGGCCUCCUUAGUUCCACUAGCUCGUCCAUCCACGUGGGACCAUCUUCGAUGCUGGGAACGCUCAUGCCCUUCAUGUGCGUCUUGGGCCGAGAAGUACAUGGAGAAUGCGAUCUUUGCUGACUGGGUCAGAUCGAUGGUGGGGCCAUCCGACACCGCUUUCCAUUUCCUGGCUCAACUGCAAUGCACAUCCUCGACCUUCCGGCCGAGCUGCUCAUCGCGAUCAUCGUGCACCUCCCUCGCCACCCCGAGAAAGACUACACGACAGUCGACGAAUCCUUGCGGAAUCUCGCAGGCGGCCACCUCACGCCCCUCUCGCUCGUGUGCUCGACGUGGCGACGCGUCGUGCAAGGCACCCCCUCUCUCUGGGCCCGCAUCACCCUGCAUGGGCCCGUGUGGGAAAUCUCGCUCCGCCGGGGCAUGCACAUUCUGCGCACCUCGCUCUCGCGCGCAGACACGCAUCCACUCGACAUCGUCGUCUCCUCACCGCCGCACCGUCCGGCGCUCGAUCUGCUCGCAGCGCGCGCAGAGCAGUGGCGCACGCUACGCAUCUUCUGCUAUGCCCGUGAUCUGCGGUAUCUUGGCUCGCUGGGCCGGCGUUUCGCGGCGCUGGAGAGUGUGGAUGUGCGGGUCGACGGUCUGCGCUGGGAUGGGGGAGGCCCGGUCUCUGAAAUGGAUCUUUUCGAGCACUCGGUGAAGCUGCGUGCGAUUUCCGGGUCCUCUGCGUACAUCCUGCGUUUACCGUCGCUGCGGGUGGAGAGAUUGCUUUUCAUUCGCCUGGACGAGAUAGACCGAAUGAGUGUGCCCCGUAUCCCUUCCGUGAUGGCGAGACUUCCUGUGGGAUCGACGUGUGUGCUGUCCUUCGCGAACUGCUCGAUCUUCAUCGACAAAUCCGUCUCCAAUCCACCACCGCACGCGACUUCGCUCUCGCAUGUCCGUGCACUCCAUCUGCUGGAGCUCGAUCGCGGCAACAGCUGGCAUAACAUCAUCAGCAACCUAACGCUGCCUGACCUGGAGCACCUCUGCCUCUCGACUCAUGACGGCCUGCGGUCUACACGGCUCGCCGUCCAGUGGGCGGCGUCGGUGUUCCUGAGCCUGGCGAGCCGAUCGGGUUUUGGUCCUCGACUCCGCACGCUAUGUUUGCACGGCGUGUUUCUCCCGGAGAGUGAUCUCAUAGCGUGUCUGGAGGCCUUACCUGUCCUUGAGAGUCUCGCGCUGGCGGACCAUCUAAAUGGUGUCACGUCCGACCUGACCAUGUCCCCGGUCUAUGCGGUCACCGAUCGGCUUCUCGGCGAGCUCACCAUGCGAGCACAGACUCUCGUUCCUUGUUUGCGUCUUUUGCACUGUCGCACAUUGCUUGGGUUCCAAACCCAAUCCUUGUUGGCAUUUUUGGUGUCUCGCAUGAUAGAAGAUGGCACCUGCUUCGCAUGCAUUCUGGAUCAACUCGGUGGCCCGCAGGAUGAGGUGCCUAUUGAUCUGGUCGAAAUUGAGAUACUGUGCUCAACGGGGAAGCUCGCUUUCACGCUCAGCAAUCGGAGCCCAAGCGUUGUAGCCGCAUUCGAGGUGUCACACGACUAGAGACAUGUACUGCGACUUAUUCCAGUCGUUUCCUUUUCUGGAUUACACACUUGCGUCGGCUGCACAUCCGUUCCUUCUUGCCCUAGCAUGUUUGAACGGUGUGAAAGCACGUGGCGCGUAGACGACGAUGCAGACAGUAUUAGAGAGCUCUUCGACGAUGGGGUGGGACCGGGUCUAUUUCGGAAACUCGAGCAAUCCUUCCGUGAAUGAGAGCUCUGAGCAUAAAUAUGUCGAAUCCCGCCAUCGUGAAACACCUUCCAUACGCUGCGCCUUUUCUCUAUGCGGGUGUUCCCAACAUGUAGUCACAAAUAAAUACAAAGUUACUUGAAGCGGCACAGGUGGCUAUAAGCAGCGUCUCAAUCGAUGUCCAAGGAGUCGAAUCGGCCGCAGAGAAGCACGAAAGGCAAGAUGAAUCUCAUGAUGGCUCAGGGAUGGUGGGUAAAGCGCGACGUGGGCGCAUCCAGU
This is a messenger RNA of Mycena citricolor, 2264 nucleotides long. Lineage: Eukaryota; Fungi; Basidiomycota; Agaricomycetes; Agaricales; Mycenaceae. The record is from the annotation of a GenBank genome assembly.